UUAGGAUGAGGUAAAACGCGCCAACCACUGGGAGGUCGAGCAGCACGCGGAUCGGGGCGACACCUUUUUCCCCCAAAUCUCAAAACCCUAGCUUCAAUUCCAUUUUCGAACUCCAGAUUGGAUCGUUUCAGCUUUAAAAUCUUGUGAAAUGGCAACAGUUCCGAUGGAUAUCGUGAGAGAUAUCUUCCUCCGUCUCCCUGCGAAGACGCUUGUUCGAUUCCGUGUCCUGGCGAAACCCUACUGUGCUCUUAUCGACAGCCCAGAUUUCAUUGCCUCGCAUCUCGACCGCACGCUUCGGACCAAAGACCACCUCAUGAUCCUCCUCAGGGGUGCGCUUCACCUCUACUCGGUGGACCUCGACUCACUCGAUAACGUCACCGAUGUCGAGCAUCCGAUGAAACCCGGCGGUCCGACCGAGGUCUUCGGAUCCUGCAACGGUUUGGUGGGAUUGUCGAACUCUCCAACUGAUUUGGCUUUGUUCAACCCAUCCACUCGGCAGAUCCACAGACUACCGGCUUCUUCGGUUGAUCUUCCCGAAGGUUCCGCAACUCGUGGGUAUGUAUUUUACGGGUUUGGCUACGAUUCUGUGAACGAAGAUUACAAAGUGGUGAGGAUGGUGCAGUUUAAGCGAGACUCGGAUGAUGAGCUGGGUUGCAGUUUCCCUUACGAGGUUAAAGUUUACAGCUUGAAGAGCAAUUCAUGGACGAGAAUCGGAACGGUUCCGGUUAUAAUUCAGUUCCUGUUCUACUUCUACUACCAUCUUUUGUUUCGUCGUGGUUAUGGUGUUCUUGCUGCUAACAAUCUUCACUGGGUUUUGCCGCCGAGGCCGGGAUUGGUCGUGUGUAACAGUCUUAUCGUAAGGUUUGAUCUUGUGUCUGAGGAGUUCGACAAAGUACCGUUGCCUCAGGACAUUGGUAAUUAUAACAGUGAUACACAGAUGGAUAUAGGUGUGUUAAAUGGUUGCCUUUGUUUGAUGUGUAACCAUGAUCAAACUUAUACUGACGUUUGGAUGAUGAAGGAAUACGGGGCUAGAGAUUCUUGGACUAAGUUGUUCACGGUUCAGAAACCGAAAAGUUUUAAAUCAUUUUCGUAUAUGAGACCUUUAGUGUAUUCCAAGGACCAGAACAAGGUUUUGCUGGAAAUUAACAACACAAAGCUGAUGUGGUUUGAUUUGAUAACUAAGAAGCUGACCACCUUGAGAAUCAAGGACUGCCCUAGCUCAUAUAGUGCGGAACUCAUUGUGAGUAGCCUUGUUUUGGGAUGUAAAGGCGACCCCAAGGAAGUUAAACGGAGGCAACAACAGCAGCAGCGAGACCAAGAGGAUAAGAAAAGGCAGAAUAAGAAGAGGGAUGAUUUCCUGUCCAAGGGAUUCAAACUUGUGUUGUGAGCAUUGAGUGACGAGCGAAAUCCAGACGAGAGGCAAGUGCAAGCUUUUCCAUUGAUGGGUUUUCUGCCCACUCUUGCGGAACAGGAAUGACAAACAUUUCCUCGUCCACGAGUUUUUCCUCAAUAUUCAAAGUGGGGUAUUGCCGAGGCAUUGAUGGAGGUUUUGGUUGCAAAGGUAGAAGAACCAUCACUGGACCAUUCAACCUUUUUCUGCAAGCAGCUAGUUUUCUUGCAGUGUUGAGAUCCAUGGAAGGUUUUCAUGCCUGCUCGCCCAUUGUAGGAGAUAGCUUCGACGGCCAGUGGGCCAAAAGGAGAUGUAUUGCCAACCCUUUAAAGUGAAUGAUACAACAACUGAAACAAGGAGGUUCUUGUACUAAAAAAAAUAAACUCCAUGUUCUUGCUUGUAAAUUGAAUGAAUCUGAUCUCCAUAACUCUUGUCAAGGCACUGACUUUUUUACUCUCAAGCUUCUGUCUAUAAGAUUUGGUAUUGGGAAUGUUUGUGAUACAA
Messenger RNA from Tarenaya hassleriana, 1894 nucleotides. RefSeq names its product F-box protein CPR30. NCBI's taxonomy places the organism in Eukaryota, Viridiplantae, Streptophyta, Magnoliopsida, Brassicales, Cleomaceae. Gene Ontology annotation, molecular function: protein binding. The transcript is spliced from 2 exons. The record is from RefSeq and is a predicted model, not a curated record. The coding region runs from base 149 to 1387 and encodes 412 amino acids.